Molecule: messenger RNA, 5897 nt
Organism: Bombina bombina (fire-bellied toad)
Lineage: Eukaryota; Metazoa; Chordata; Amphibia; Anura; Bombinatoridae
Gene: INO80
Product: INO80 complex ATPase subunit
Biological process (GO): DNA-templated transcription; DNA repair; chromatin remodeling
Cellular component (GO): Ino80 complex; nucleus
Molecular function (GO): ATP-dependent chromatin remodeler activity; DNA binding; ATP hydrolysis activity
Source: RefSeq, a predicted model, not a curated record
CCCGCCAUGGCUCCCUGUCUCCCUGCUCUCUCAGUGAGGGACAGUGGCUGCCGCCUACAGGAGCUGACAAGGCCCGGGCUCCUUGAGAAUAUACGCCCCGACGCACAGCCUCCUGCACUGGCCUCGGGCGGUGAGACCUGAGCCGUGUGCUCCACGUGGCUCGUGCCCUGUAUGAGGAGAGGCUGGGUCUAUGGCCUCAGAGCUGGGAGUCGCAGAGGAUGGCUGCUCUACGGACCUGGCAAAGCCCCUCUAUCUUCAGUAUUUGGAGCGAGCCCUACGACUGGACCAUUUUCUUCGCCAGACGUCUGCUAUAUUCAACAGAAACAUCUCUAGUGAUGAAAGUGAUGAUGAAUUGGAUGCGACCCCCCUAGUUCCAGAGUCUGAAGAUCCUUCCACACAAGUGAAGGAGGAACCUAUGUCUCCUUUGCUUGGGGAGCCUCCAGGACAAGGGAACUCCUGUCUGCUACCGACUCACUCAAUCAAUGGAGUGCUGCAACUAGAACCAAAGAUUGAGAGAGGGAGCUUAUACAACUUCUCAAAGCUAAAAAAAAGUAGAAAAUGGUUAAAGAACAUCCUGCUGAGUGAAGACUCUAGUGAUACAGACUCCCAAAGUGAUGAUGAGGAGGAGUAUUCACUUUCUAAAGAGGAGCUGCAUGACAUGCUGAGAUUGCACAAGUACAAAAAACUACAUCAAAGCAAGUAUCACAAGGAUAAGGAGCUGCAGCAGUAUCAGUAUUAUAGUGCUGGCCUACUUUCUACAUAUGAUCCAUACUAUGAGCAACAAAAGCACUUUCUUGGGCCCAAAAAGAAAAAAAUAAAAGAAGAGAAGAAAUUUAAAGCCAAACUAAAAAAAGUGAAGAAGAGGAGACGGAGAGAAGAGGAACUGUCUGAGGAUGAGCUGCCAAGGCGGCACCACCACACAAAAUUGUUUGCAAAGUUCUCCCAUGAUGCGCCAACACCGAUUGGCAAGAAAAAGCACUUGACACUGGAACAGCUGAAUGCUCGAAGAAGGAAAGUCUGGCUUACAAUUGUCAAGAAAGAGUUGCCAAAGGCCUACAAGCAAAAAGUGUCAGCCCGCAACUUGUUGUUAACAAAUAGCAAAAAGCUGGCUCACCAGUGCAUGCGAGAAGUGCGACGUGCAGCCAUCCAGGCACAAAAGAAUUGUAAGGAGACUCUGCCUCGGGCACGGAGGUUGACCAAAGAAAUGCUUCUGUACUGGAAAAAAUAUGACAAAGUGGAGAAAGAACAUCGCAAGAGAGCAGAGAAAGAAGCCUUGGAACAGCGCAAACUAGACGAGGAAAUGAGAGAGGCAAAGAGGCAACAGCGAAAAUUAAACUUCCUGAUAACCCAGACUGAGCUGUAUGCUCAUUUUGUCAGUCGCAAGAGAGAAUCUGGACCAGAUGGUGUUCAAGAAGAAAUCUUACGCAAACUGGACGAUGACUCAUCCCAGCAAAUUGGAGUGGGAGGAGUUUAUUCAAAUACGACUCAGGAAGAUUAUGAUAGUAAUUAUUUUAAAGCUCAGGCACUAAAGAAUGCAGAAGAUGCUUUCAGGAUUCACCAAGCACAGACCAGAUCAUUUGAUGAAGAUGCAAAAGAAAGUCGUGCAGCUGCACUUAGGGCAGCAAAUAAGUUGGACUUAGGGUUUGGAGAGAGUUACAGCCUGGCCAAUCCCUCAAUACGGGCUGGAGAAGAAAUUCCACAGCCCACAAUAUUUAAUGGCAAAUUAAAAGGGUACCAGCUGAAAGGGAUGAACUGGCUGGCAAAUCUGUAUGAGCAGGGUAUUAAUGGAAUCCUGGCUGAUGAGAUGGGUUUGGGAAAAACUGUUCAGAGUAUUGCACUUCUUGCACAUCUUGCAGAGAGAGAAAAUAUUUGGGGACCUUUUUUAAUUAUUUCGCCAGCAUCAACUCUGAACAACUGGCACCAGGAGUUCACACGAUUUGUUCCCAGGUUUAAAGUCUUGCCUUAUUGGGGAAACCCCCAUGAAAGGAAAGUAAUCAGAAAAUUCUGGGGACAGAAAACCCUGUACACACAAGAAGCACCUUUUCAUGUGGUGAUAACAAGCUACCAGCUGGUUGUCCAGGAUGUUAAGUAUUUUCAGCGAGUAAAAUGGCAGUAUAUGGUGCUGGAUGAGGCCCAAGCCCUGAAGAGCAGCACCAGUGUCCGGUGGAAGAUCCUGCUGCAGUUUCAGUGUCGAAAUCGUCUCUUGCUGACUGGCACCCCCAUUCAAAACACCAUGGCUGAGCUAUGGGCACUUUUGCACUUUAUUAUGCCCACUCUAUUUGAUUCCCAUGAUGAAUUCAAUGAGUGGUUUUCUAAGGACAUUGAGAGCCAUGCCGAAAACAAGUCGGCCAUUGAUGAAAACCAGCUAUCUCGGUUGCACAUGAUUCUCAAGCCUUUUAUGCUCCGGCGAAUCAAAAAGGAUGUGGAAAAUGAACUUUCUGAUAAGAUUGAAAUCCUUAUGUAUUGCAACCUCACCAGUCGCCAGAAGCUGUUGUAUCAGGCUUUGAAAAAUAAGAUUUCCAUCGAUGAUCUUCUGCAGUCCUCUAUGGGCACAGCUCAGCAAUCACAGAAUACCACCAGCAGCCUUAUGAACUUAGUUAUGCAGUUUAGAAAGGUGUGUAAUCAUUCAGAGCUGUUUGAACGUCAAGAGACAUGGUCUCCUUUUCACUUGUCAUUGAGGCCGUACCAGAAAUCAAAAUUUCUUUACCGCCAUGGGAACAUAAACUGUUUCAACUAUUCACGAAACAGGUGGCUUUCUGUCCUGUUGUCCCCUUUUUCACCUGAUCACAUUCACAAGUCUCUCUUCCAUAGAAAAGGAAAAGUUCUCAUCAUCGAUAAUAUGCCACCUUCUCUAGCCAACAAGGUAAUCCUGUGGUUGGAUUUUCCACUGUCUUACCCUAACCUCCAUAGCUCUACUUUUUUGAAGAAAUUGGUUUUCUGCAAUCUGAUUCAUCCAAUCCUUGGAUUUUCUGACUAUUUAUUACACCACCAAACCACUUCCUCUCAACAUGUACGACACUGCCAAAUUACAGAGCUGCCCUCCUCUUUGUGUUUCACGGCUCCUCUGGUCACUGCUGUGCCAAUAGACAGCUACUGCAAUGAUCGGAGUGCUGAGUAUGAGCGUCAGAUACUGAGCAAUGGGGGGAGCAUUGACACCAAGCAGUGUUUGGUAUUUGGAGCCCCUGAACUUUCUUCUGACUGGGCAAAGAGGCACUUUCGUUUUUUUCCUGAGAGUCCAGGUGGAAUUGAAGUGAUCAGACCCCUGCGUGGGUGGUCUUUUGUCAGGAUACCAGACAAGGAGAGUUUAAUCACUGAUAGUGGGAAGCUCUACGCCUUGGACUUGCUGCUGACCCGUCUGAAAUCACAAGGCCACAGAGUGCUCAUUUACUCACAGAUGACCAGGAUGAUUGACUUACUGGAGGAGUACAUGGUGUACAGAAAGCAUACAUAUAUGCGGCUUGAUGGCUCAUCCAAGAUCUCAGAGAGAAGAGAUAUGGUGGCUGACUUCCAGAGCAGGACAGACAUCUUCGUUUUUCUGCUUAGCACCAGAGCCGGAGGACUGGGCAUUAACCUCACAGCUGCUGAUACGGUCAUAUUCUAUGACAGCGACUGGAAUCCAACUGUAGAUCAGCAGGCCAUGGACAGAGCUCAUCGUCUGGGCCAAACAAAGCAGGUCACUGUAUACCGGCUUAUCUGCAAGGGCACUAUAGAAGAACGUAUACUGCAGAGGGCCAAAGAGAAGAGUGAGAUCCAACGGGUGGUGAUUUCUGGUGGAAACUUUAAACCAGAUACUCUAAAACCAAAAGAGGUGGUUAGUUUGCUAUUAGACGAUGAAGAACUCGAGAAGAAAUUGCGUUUAAGACAAGAAGAGAAGCGCCAGCAGGAGGAGACAAACAGAGUGAAGGAACGCAAACGGAAGAGGGAGAAAUAUGCAGAAAAGAAAAAGAAGGAAGAUGAGACAGAAGGGAAGAGAAGAAAGGAAGGGGUUAACCUGGUAAUUCCUGUGGUGCCCUCUGCGGAUAACUCAAACUUGUCUGCAGAUGGGGAUGACUCCUUUAUCAGCGUGGACUCUGCAAUGCCUAGUCCCUUCAGUGAGAUAUCCAUGAGCAGUGAGCUGCACACAGGAUCCAUUGCUCCAGAUGAAAGCAGUAAUGACAUGCUGGUUAUUGUGGAUGAUCCCUCCUCAUCAGCGCAUCAGUCUAGGGGCACCAAUUCACCUGCAUCCAUCUCUGGUUCAGUGUCAGACACUCUAAACGGGAUUUCUAGUCAAGACACACAAAGCAGUGGAUGGGCAAACUCCAGCCGUAACCGAGGACGUCCAAAAGCUGGUGCCAGUGGCACUAAAGGAGGCACAUCUCGUAGUCGCAAGUCCAAAGCUGGCAGUGCAGCUGCAAUAGCAGGAGCAAUGGCUGGAGCUGCAGCAGCUUCUGCAGCAGCUUAUGCAGCAUAUGGAUACAGUGUAUCAAAAGGUCUCCCAGCUAGCAGUCCUCUUCAGACGUCUCUGUUGCGACCAUCUGGAAUUUCAGACUUUGGCCCAAUAAACACCUCCUCACCAAUUAACUCCCCAAAGAGCAAAAGCAACAGCAUCCCUGGAACCCCCAAAGCAGUCACUUCCAUUAGUUUAACCCCAGAGAAUCCUCCUCGAAGGCACAGUAAAACCACUAGCACCCCAGGUGGACUUUAACAUAUAGUGUAAUUUUGAACUCUGCACGUUCAUAGCUGAGCUCUUCAUUUGGGCCUGUUCACUGGAACUGCCAAAGAUUUACAGGUGGACUUUUCAAAUCAGAAGCACAACUGUCAUUAUUCCCUGGAAGAAGUAGGUGAACAAAAAACAAACAUUAAGGCUUUCUUUGUACCAGAUAUGCUAUUUAUUAAAACAGAAAGAUGUGACUUUUUCUAUUUUUUCUUACCACCGAGUACAGUGGGUUUCAGAAUUGUAUUCCACAUAAUGGUCCAUGAGCAGCAUACUUAAACUCUCCAGUUGGACUUUUCAGAAUAUGGUAUUUGAUGCAAUAAUUUCCGUGGACAAAAAUGCCACAUUUAAUCUUAUUACCAUUAUUUAUUCUUCAUUGUUGAUUACAAUGUUAUAUGGGUUUCCAGAAUGGAGAUUCUUAAACGGCAAAAUAUUCAAUCCAGCAGAUGUACUGAAAUGCAUUUUCCAUUGGACCCUACUGUGAGCAGUUGUGAUUCUCACCCAAAACCUGACGUAUUGUGUCCUUACUGAGCAGCAUAACCUCAAACCAUGAUGAAGAGCCUUCAAGUCCAUCUACAUUUCACCUGUUUGUCUUCAACAGUUCUAGUGACAUUUGGAAGCUGCCCCUAAGGGGCUCACAGAUGCAGGCUCAUCCCAGUCAUCUUCAAACAUCUUCUCAACUGCAUAAAAUAUUAAUUUAUAUAUGGUAAACUAUCUUUCUGUGAACUUGCCACAUGGUCUUUGGUAUGAAAGAAAUCUAGGAAAAGAUGAAAUUGACUGGAUGCACAUAUACAGUGAGGCCUCCUACCUCCCCAUUUACCUGCAUAUGAUAUUUCCUCUGCUUCCCACCUACAGGAAAUAUCUCAUUUUUUAUAUAUAUUUAAAAGCCAAUUUGCUAAUCAGCUUUUGAGGCCAAGAUAUUUUUUUACUGUCAGAGGGAUAUUCAGUGCAUUACUCUACAAUGAUUUGCAAACCCCUUUGCUAGUGAAAACAAAUUUCCCUCAUCCCACACAUGCAUUUCACAAGUGUGUAUAUAAAUAAUUUAGUGGGAUUCUAAACAAUGCAAUGCCUUUUUCAGUUGAUCUUUACAACGUGUUGUCUAUUUUUAUAUCUGAAAUUGUAUAUAUGUAUAAAAAAGAGACACAUCUUUCUUUUACUAACUGGAGGGAAAAAUCUGAAAUAAAUUGAAGAUAAUUUUAGAUAA